GAGUGGCCGCAGCGCCCGGGGUCCCGCGGUCUGCUCGAGUAUCACGCCGCGCAGCCCUCGCCCCGGCUGCUGUGGCCCUGUCAACGCGUGCCCUGUGCUAGUAGCAGCGGUGAUAGCAGCAGUAACAGCAGCAGUGGUAGCAGCAGCAGUGAUAGCAGCAGUAGCAGCAGCAGCGGUACCCCGUGGGAUGUCCAGCAGCUCGUGGCUCGUGGCGAGGCUGUAGGGGCAUGCGAGUGCAUUGGAGCCUUCGCUGCCUCUCACCUGUCCCGGCACUCACCAGCGUGGUGAAGUAUGGUCAAGUGACACCGGUUACCGCGACACGGCGUGGGGAGGAGGUUGGGGGGGUCCUGCUCAUCCCUGCAGUGGCUUUCACAGCUGAGGCCGAUGCCCACCACUUUGUCUGAAACCGCAUACAAUGUUAACUGGAGGCACAUCAUUUCUAAAGCAGGAAGUUGCAAGCAAAACAUUCCCGAAUUUACGGCAGCAGACGGGGCCAUCAGCCCACACCCCCAGCCCUCACGACUCCCUCGGUCGUGCAUGCGCAGGUUGCGAGGGCUGCUGGCGCCACCGCCGCUGCUGAGCGCACUGCUGUCGCUACCCUUGGUGCCUCUGCGGGAAAGCGGUGAGCGGCGCCGGCGUGAGCGUCCGCCCGGGACGCCCGCCCGUCGUCGCGAUAACGGCCGAACUGCGAGCAGGUGGCAGCGGGCGCUGGAGUGGGUGCGCAGAGCCAUGGGGGAGACGUGGGAGACCGGCAUGGGGGUGUCGGUGGUGCUGGCAACGGUGGUGACAGCGAUCGUGGCGUGGGAGCUCUUCCUGCGCCUCUCCUCGUUCCUGCGGCGGCGCGAUGAGGUGGACCCGGCGCCGCAGGCGCGCAGCCUCUACGACUACGUGCGGGGCAACUACGUGGAGCCGCGCAGCUGCCGCCUGCUCUGUGAUUGGGACGACCCCCACCCCGUGGGCCACACCAUGACUUUCAGCCUGCAGCUGUUCUACAAGAACGGGCAGCCGUGCCCACUGCACCAGGUGGCGAUGCCCAUCAUGUCGGUGCGCCACUGCGACCUGGGCAUGAACGUGCCGCUGGCGCAGGACGUGUCGGCCGCCUCUUUCUUCUCGGCCGCUCACGAAGCCGACACGGCAUCCGAGGAGGUGGAGCGGGAGGGGGAGGAGGAGGAGGGGGAGGAGACUGCAGCGGCGGCGCCGGUGGCGGCGGCGGAGUGCGAAGCGCAGGAAGUGACGUCGGGCAACACGUUGAGGGCGGCGUUCACGGUGCGGAGGGCUGGGCGCUACCAGAUCUCGGUGACAGUCGCAGGGCGGCACGUCGACGGGAGCCCCGCGUUGCGCUCAUUCUCGCCGGGCCCCGUGGUGCCCUCCAAGACGCGUGUGCUGCACCACCUGUCCACGCUGGUGCUGCGCCAGGGCGAGCUGCACACGCUCACGGUGACGCCGCACGACGAGUUCGGGAACCGCACGGCGGUGGGGCUCCAAGAGGAGGACGCCUACAGCCUCUCCCUCACAGCGCUGGGCGCGGUGGAGAACGAGGUGUACCCGGGGGGUGUGUGCUACUCGUAUGAGUUGCAUGCGGCACCUGCACUCUGCCAGCUGUCGCUGCGUGUUGAGGUGCAGCACGUGGGCUGCUUCCGCGCCCGCAUCACCCACCGCGGGGGCCAGCCGCUUGCCAACGGGGACUUCGACAUCAUCGUCCUCACCGAUGAGGAGGUGGCGCAAGUGGACAAGAACGUGCAGCGCACGGGCCUGUCUGUGUACCACGAGGCCUUCCUGCAGCAGGUGCCGAGCUACGCGCACAUCCACUGGGCCCUCCCAGACUGCGGGCCCCCCACGGGGCCCCCCGAGUCGCCCCCCGCCACGCCGGGACCCUCGGCUUCCGCGGCGGCAGCGGCCACGUGGCUUCCCGCGUUGCCCACCUCCCCCACUGUGCUAGCCGACAAGAUGAGGAAAGCCAAGAAGGUCUACUGCUACAUCUCGCCCAAGCAACUCACCAUCAAAGAGUACUACCUGCGGAUCAUUCCCUGGAGGUUGCUCACCUUCCGGGUGUGCCCGGGCACCAAGUUCCACUACUAUGGCCGUGACGCCGCCACGGGUCUGCCGACGCUGGUGAUCGACGACGGCACCCAGCCGCCCGCCGAGCUGGUGCUGCGCGACCGUAACGUCCUCGCCGCCACCUUCACGCGCUUCCUGCUGCGCAGCAUCGGCGGCUCGGAGACCUGCCAGGACAAAAUGGUCUUCUUCCAGCGGGAGCUGCGGAAACUCCACGCGAAGAAGCCUCGCAACAAAAUCUCGCUGCGAGUCUCGCGGCAAUGCCUGCUGGACAGCUCUGUAAAAGCAGUACGCAACUUCUCCUCGAACGACUGGUUCAGAAGUUUCGAGGUCACCUUUGAGAACGAGGAGGCCCUGGACCGUGGCGGGCCACGCCGCGAGUGGUUCGAGCUCAUGUGCAAGGCCCUCUUCGAGCCUGCGAACAAGCUGUUCACGCACUUCGUCGACGACAACCAGGCGCUGGUGCAUCCGAACCCGCACAGGCCGCACCACAUGCGCCUGCGACUGUACGAGCUGGCAGGCCGCCUCGUCGGGAAGUGUCUCUUCGAGACGUCGCUGGGUGACACUUACAGGCAGCUGGUGCGAGCGCGGUUUACCCGCUCCUUCCUCGCGCAGCUCAUCGGCCUGCGCAUGCACUACCGGUAUUUCGAAACGGACGACCCCGAAUUCUACAAGACGAAGGUGAGCUUCGUGCUCAACAACGACGUGUCGGAGAUGGAUCUCACCCUCUCGGAGGAGGUGUAUGACGAGCAGGGCAAGUGUGUGCAGGUGGUGGACCUGGUGCCGGGAGGGUCAGGGAUCAGCGUCACCAACGCCAACAAGCUGGCGUAUCUCAACGUGCUGGCGCAGUACCGGCUCGCCACGCAGGUCCGCACAGAGGUGGAUCACUUUCUCAAAGGACUGAAUGAGAUGGUUCCAGAAAACCUCUUGGCCAUCUUUGAUGAAAACGAAUUGGAGAUGCUCAUGUGCGGCACGGAGGACAUCAGCGUUGACGACUUCAAAGCCAACGCCGUGCUUGUCGGAGCCUCCUGGCAUUUCCGCAAGAAGGUGAUUUUGUGGUUCUGGGCCGUGGUGUCGAGCUUCACGCAGGAGGAGCUGGCCCGCCUGCUGCAGUUCUCCACGGGCUCAUCCUUGCUGCCCACGGGGGGGUUCGCUGCCCUCUCGCCGCCCUUUCAGAUCGUGAGCUCGCCCAAGCACGGGACGCUGCCCACCGCCCAUACCUGCUUUAAUCAGCUCUGCCUGCCCACCUACGACUCUUGUGAAGAGCUGCACAAGAUGCUGCGCUACGCCAUUACGGAGGGCAGCGAGGGUUUCGGGCUGCUCUGACGGCCCCCUACUCUGCCCUGCCCUGUGCUCGCCUCCCCUACUCACCUCAUUGAGCACUGCCCAAUCGCAUCUCUGCCUCAACCUUCAACCGACGCAGCCCUGCGGCCUGUCAUAACGAAUGGCAGCAUUACUCUGCAAGUUUGCUCCGCACGGCCGUUCGUUUGCCGAAAAGAUUGGCCAACGUGCGCAGUGGCGUCGCCACUCGCCAGGAGGGCACGGCUGCCACCCACGGACUCCGUGGCGUCGUGCUUUGUCUUCCACAGCUGCUCUCCGACAUCCGCGGCUUGGGGCUUGUGUGGCGCACGAAGCACUCAGCCCCACCUCGCCUCCCUUCCUCCAUGCCGCCGCCGGCCAACUGGGAUUGUGUUCAAUCGCGAUGAGGAAUUUCGCAACAUAUAUGCAAGCGUGGUGCGUGCGUCUUGUCAGACGUGUGGCAAUUGGCAAGCAAAAUGGCCAUCGUUUGAGGCACACUCUUAGAAACGACCGAAGACAUUUGGGUGUAGCGCUCGUCUCCCCGUCGGUAUAAGCGGUCGCCGUCAAUUUUUUUAUCAUUACUUCUGCGAUGUUUUCUUUAAUGCUCCUCCACCAAAUUCGACGACUCUCGCGGAAUGAACUCAAGUUUGCUUACAAUGAACGGAUGGACGAGCGAACGGCGUCUCUCUCCCAUACUGCCUGUCUUUUACUCGGCACGUGCGAUCACGUGAUUCGUGGGGGGGCGCUCCGCAUGCAGCCGUUGCAUGCCGUGCAUGCGGGUUCGAUGUGUACGUGGGGAGGACAACACGUUUUGAUCAAGAUGCUCCGAGGGAAUUUGCGCAAAAUUUGAUCACCAAUUAUAUCUCGGUCGCGCUGUCAUCCGAGUCAGGUCACAUGGCAUAAGCAUGUCUUGUGGACCACUGUAUUGGCAGUUUAGUGGCGUUUUUAUUUGUUGGUGAGCUAAGAUGAGGAUGAUGAAAUCAAACAACUGGUCUCUUAAUGAGACACCAGACAUUGCUGCAAUUUAGCAAUUUCAGCGUUUUCUACGUGACCAUUUCAAUUUCUCAUUGUUAGGCUCGGCAAAAUGUGUUUUAUUUGAUUGCUCACAAUACUGUCAUUGGUGACCAAGCUGACUUGAGAAUCUGGUUUAAUGUGCCUGGAACCCGGAUUCCAACUCAGCUGUGUGAGGCCGCCGUUGUGGGGGGCGGUGACGCUGCCCAGUGGUAGCGUGUUUGACCGCUUGUUGCAGAGGUUUGCGGUUCGACUCGGUUAGCUGCCCCUGGUUAAUACUGCGGCUUGUGUACUAACCGUAACAAUACUACGCGCCGUCUGCUUCACUCACAGCGGACGUUAAAACAUCCCGGUACGUCGUUUGCAAGAGUAGCAGCGCAUUGUGUGGCCGGUGUCGUGGUUCACGAAUUUUCCACAUUUGAAAAUUAUCUGCAAAUUACUUGAUGGGGAAUAUCGUUGUCAUCGGCAUCGCAGUCUUGGGAGACCAUACUUUCUUGUGCCUUGGAGGCGAGGUCUUAGCGCAACAUCUGCUGUGGCUGUGAAGUCCAAUCCGUGAGAGGCAGGCUCGGUCGCAGUUGUGAAAGUUGUAGGCCAGCUCGGAUGUUGUGGUGGUGUUCUGCUGUUCCUUCCUCUUCGCUCUUUGCUUCUCGUUGGUAAGCCAGAGUUGUUUGGUUUAUCAGCAGCCUGCUGCAAAGUGCCUGUUGCCAGCGACGACGGUCCUGAGCAGCUUCUCCCCAAGUGUUGGUGUUGAUGGUGAAGGGCUUGAGGUCUUACUUGCAGACAUCGUUGUAGCGCAGCUGUGGGCGGCCAAUUGGCCUCUUUCCGGAGGACAAUUCUGCAUCGAGAAUGUCCUUCGGGAUUCGUCCAUCAUCCAUCUGACGGACGUGGCCCCAGCCAGCAGAGACUACGCUGCCUCAGGAGAGAGUACAUACUGGGUAGCUGUGCUCUCUCCAGGACUGCUGGAUGCGUGAUCCUAUCCUUCCAGGUGAUGCCUAAUAUUCGCUCGGACAGCGCAGAUGGAAGUUGUUUAGCCUCCGCUCUUGAUGCGAGUAUGUUGUCCAUGUUUCACUGCUGGUGACGCAGGCUCUGUACACUUGUACCUUUGUGUGGACUGUGAGUUUUUGGUAAUUCCAUACCCUAGAUUUCAGUUUUCCAAAGGUGGAGGCUGCUUUUCCGAUGAAGCUGCUGAGUUCGGCAUCGCGUGACAGGUUCUUGGUGAUAGUGGACCCAAGGUAAGUGAAAGUGCUGACAGCUGCCAGUGUGUCGUUGUUGAUGGAAGGGUCUUGCACCACUGUUUUGGUUUCUUCAGGCUGAUGGUCAGGUUGAAGUCCUGGCAUGCUUGGGUGAAACGGUCCAUUGGGGGUUGUAGGUGCUCCUGGGGGUGUGCUGAUACUGCUGCGUCAUCUGCAAACAGCGUGUCCCGAAUGAGGAGUGGUUGCAUCUUUGUUUUCGCUUUUAACCGAGCAGGCUGAAUAGUUUCCCGUCUGUUCUUGUGUUUAGGUAGAUUCCCUUAGUGGAUGUCCGAAAGGCUUGCCGAAUGAGGAGGGAAAAUAAUAUCCCAAACAGGGUGUGGGUGCCAGCACAUGUCCUUGCUCAACUCCGCCACAGAUUUUGAAAGGGUCUGAAGUAGACCCAUCAAACUAGAUGGUGCCUUGCAUCUUGUUGUGAAAGGACUGAAGAAACGCCGAGGAGUCUUGGGGGGGCAACUUAUCCGUUCGACCAUCUUAAAGAAGCUGCUCCUGCUCACAAGGUCGAAAGCUUUUUUAAAUCCUUUAUAUUAAGUUCAUUUGCUUGCUUGCUUGCGCGUUUACGACCGUGCAAAUAUUUCGGCCGUUUUUUAACCCACUUCCCGUGAUCCAAUCGAGCUGACAUUUUGCACACAGACUCGUUGUGCGUGACAAUUUACUUUCGUGAAAUAUUUUUUCCAAAAUUUUACACUUUUUAGGAAAAAAUAAAUUAUAUUUAAUUACCAAUUGCUUAAUGGUGGCAGGCAAUCAUCUGACCCAUAGGUGGCAGCCAUCUCAAGCCAGAGGACGAGAGGACUCUAGCCGCCACGCAUAUAAAGGAUUUAUAGUGAAAAACUUUGUUUUUACGGGUUAAUUUUUUUGAAGUCAAUGAAGACCGUGUCGAGUGGUUUCCUCUGCUCUCUGCAUUUCUCCUGGAGUUGUCUCAGAGAGAAGGUCAUGUCCAUGGUGGACCUUCCUGCUCUGAAACCUGGCUGUGACACUGGGUAAAGCUUCUCUGCGAGGACCUAAAGUCUAUUUCGUGCAACUACUAGCAAAGAGCUUAACCAGUGACAAUACUGGCAUCUCUCACGUUCUGUGGGACAGUACCAUCCCUCCGUCACAGACAGAGGAGCUCGUGGAGUUGGUGAAGAGCAGGUUUCCCAAAUUUGAGGGCUUCAGCUGUGAUCCCAUCACUGCCUGGUUCUUUUCCACUGGCCAAGCUGACGAUUGCCUUGCUGAGUUCCUUAGUUCGUUCUUUGUCGAGCUCCUCCAUGGUGGGUUGAUGCUCCACAUGGCCAAGUGCUGCGUCAGACACAGUAUUUUUGCUGGCAUAGAGCUCAGACUAGUGCUCUACCCAGCGGGCCAGUUGUUUUGAGCGGUCAGAGACUGUUUCUCCCGUGGCUGAUUUUAGUGAAGAUGUGCGAGGUGAUGGUCCGAGUGCCUUUUUGAUGCCGACGCACAUGCCUCUGUAAUGUUGCCUGUGUCAGCUGAUGUGUGGAUGUCUUUGCAGAGCUGCAGCUAGUAAUCGUUAGCACAGCCUCUUGAGACUUGCUGGAGUUUCUUUCUCGCCGCUCUGAGAGCAUUUAGGGUCUUGCCAUUUCGGGUACAUUUAUAAUUGGUGAGGGCAAUGAGCUUUUAUUCCUGGAUGGGAGUCAGUUCCACUGAAUUGGCUUCAAAGCAGUCGUUUGACUUUCUCAGCUUUUUGCCAAAAAGCUGUCAAGGCCGUGCUGUUCCAUUUCUGCUGGGCAUAGUGGGAUUGGGGUGUGUGGGGAAGUGAUUCCUCUAGGGCAUAGGGAGGCUGCAGCUUUUGUUGGGUCAGCUGUUUUGCUGCUGUCGAUGUGGGGGGCUCUUUCUUGUUUGGCUCUGUGUAUCUUUUUUUCUGUAGCUUGACUUUCCAGCACACGAGGGAGUGGUGAGUGUCACAGUCUACACUGUGGGAACUGCGGGUUUGGAGAAUGCCUGGAAGAUCGGCUCGUUGUGUUAGGAUCAGGUCCAGCUGGUGCCAGUGAUCUGACCGUGGAUGUCUCCAGGUUUGGUCUGGAAGUCUGAGUUGGUGAUGCAUAAGUUGUGGCAUGUGCAGAACUUGGAGUCGCUGGCCAUUCUCAUCCAACUUACCAAUGCCAUGGUGUCCCAAAAAAUAUGGCCAGGAGUCAUGGUCUGCACCAACUCUAGCAUUGAAGUCACCAAGCAGGUAAAGCUGCUCAUGUUUGUGUUGGAGCAAACACGCUCACCAGGUGGACAGGUCCCAUGGUGGUGUUCAGCAGAGGGCUAAUAUUCUAUCUGAGCCACCUGUGGGUGGUAGCAUUGCUUCCAGCAGGGUGUUCCUGACCACAAAACCCACUCCAUAUUCCCUGGUUUCCUUGGGGGGCUUACCCUGCCAGAAAAAAAUGUGUAGUCCUUUUCCCUCCGGGAGCCUGAUGAGUGGAGUUGGGUUUCCUGUAGGGUGCAAAUGUCAAUUUGUUAUUUCUGGUGUUCGUUAUUUAUGACUGCAGUCUUGCAGGCAUCGCUUGUUUCUAGUAGGUUGUCGGUUAGUACAUUUGGCAUAGACCCGACGUUCCAGCAUCCCAGACAUAAUGCUGGUGUCUUCACUUUCGCUGCACAGUGAGGCUGGAGUUUCCUCUCCAGGGCACAGAAAGCCUGGGCAAGGUGUAUGGAGGCCCUGUGUUGCCCAGGCAACAUGGCUCCCCUCUCGGCCUCCCUGGCGUAAUCCAAAGGAAGGGGGGUGGCGCUUGGGAGUAAUCGGUGGUGGCGCUGCUGCUGCUCUCGGGUCCACGCUCGACUUCUUCAUCUCGCUCGUUUGGCUCGAGAGAAGCGAUAUGGGAGGGGGGAGACCUCCACAAGGCCUCACAGCAGAGGUCACAAACGGGUUUUGAUUCCUUACCCGUACCCGGCCGCACUAGGCUCGCAAAUGGGUACCCGUACCCGGCCAGGUACGGGUACCCGUUCCCUACCCUACCCGAAAUGAGUGACAAACGGUUACUCACCAGUGACUCACGGCCUACCCGUACCCGUAGGCCGUGAGGUACGGGUAGCCGGGUAUCGGGUAGGGUACGGGUAUCGGGUACCCGAUUGCGACCUCUGCCUCACAGCCUCGAUCUUGCUUCGCGCCUCGCCCCCAUGGGGUCUGGGGGGCGGCCGGCCCGGCCCCACCUUGGCCCGGGGUAGGGCCCCGGUCAACAGUCCGAGCUUCGCUUUACACAGCCAUCGUCCGUGCUCUCUCACCCGAUGGGGAGUAAUACCCAGCGGCAAACGUCGCCUCCCCCACGACGACAAUGUGGCAGGAGCCUCCUGAAGACGAGUCGUGAGACUCGGUGAGGCUCUCCUGGAAUAAAUGAGUGUAGCAAUGAAAUAAUUACGAGUCCCUGAGCCACAAUGGACUUUUCGACUUGUUUUAAAUGUAUACUCGCAUGUUUUACUCGCAUAGUAAUGGUCCCAGUUCUCCUUUUUGAAUGCAUCUCAGUGGGCAUUCGCCAGCUUUAAGUGAAGUGUCCAAAACGAUGGCACCUAUCAUAGACUGUAGUCGAAUAAGCACAUUGACAUCAGGGAUUUGCGUGUUAAUAACUAAGCCGAUACAUAUCAACCUGUAUGUACUUUUAAGUGUUCCGUGCUCGAAACACCUCAAACCUCCCUCUCUCGCCCCCCCCCCACCCACGUCUUACCACGCACUGUGAACUAUAUUUCGUCGUGGCCACAGGUGGUAAUUGAUGUCACGUAGGGAUGCUCAAAGCAUCAAUCUGCAAAGCUUUCGAGCAAACUCGGCCACGGCGUCAAGGCGGACGGGACGAUACUUGGCGGACUUGUAGGGGGAAUAACAAUAAAAAAACCCCAACGGCAAAAAAUAUAUAACAAAAUACAUCGGAAUGGUGAAAACCUAACCUUGUUAAAUAUUGUUUGUAAAAUUUUCAACCGCUUCGGGGCUAGUCCACCUAUGAAGGAAAGAAAGGGAGGUGGGGAAGGUGGGUGCCGAAUUAUACGGGGCAAAAGCCACCAAGUUCAGUGGCCACAAUUUCUUGGGAUAAGAAACGAGCUGUGCAGGGCCUGGCGUCCCCGGCUCGGCACGGCUCGGCACGGCUCGACACGGCACGGCUCGGCACGGCUCGGCACGGCUCGGCACGGCUCGGCUCGGCACGGCUCGGCUCGGCACGGCUCGGCACGGCACGGCUCGGCAUGGCUCGGCUCGGCUCGGCGGUCUGCGUUGCAGUGGCCGUCGAAAUGCAGCACAUUUCUCUGGGACUCGUGGGAACGACUGUCCGAGCUUCCACAACAGCGAAGGUAGCACAAUCACGAGCUGCUGCUGCUGCUGCUGAAGGGGCCACUGGAUUUUAUCGGAGUUUGAUCAGUCAGGGGAGUGGGAGGGGGGGCUCACGUGUAAUUUAUUACAUUCCCAUUGCAUAGAACUUUACAAUGAACUGUAAUUUUAAUGUUGCAUAGUCGCUUAUUUUUUUAGUAAUUAAAAAUUCCAACUACAACGGAAUGUGGCAAUAUUUGGAUGAGCUGUGGAAAUAAAAGCUAUAAUUACAUGUGUUUGCACGUUUUAGUCGGGGUACAGUGAGAUAUUUUAAAGGCUCGAGUCGUCGACCGAAUGCAUUUGUCGUGUGCACACUGGACCCCACCAUAGCAACGUGGAACUUCCUCAAGGUCACGAUGGGAGAUCAGCACUGCACAGCUGCUGACUGAGCAGCAAAAUGGGUGGUUUAGAGACGAGAUGUAUGCCCACAAUUGAACGUGAACAAUUAUUUGGUGACCCUGCCGCUGCGUUGGCGUACAGGCACAAAUUAACCAACAAAGAUUUGGUUAAAAAAAAAAGGUUUGUAAUGCACACACUUUUAUUUGCAUGCAAAAGUAGACGAAAAAUA
This is a messenger RNA of Lethenteron reissneri (Far Eastern brook lamprey), 10447 nucleotides long. It is a transcript of the gene AREL1, whose product is annotated as apoptosis resistant E3 ubiquitin protein ligase 1. NCBI's taxonomy places the organism in Eukaryota, Metazoa, Chordata, Hyperoartia, Petromyzontiformes, Petromyzontidae. Gene Ontology annotation, biological process: protein polyubiquitination; ubiquitin-dependent protein catabolic process; negative regulation of apoptotic process. The record is from RefSeq and is a predicted model, not a curated record. Gene Ontology annotation, molecular function: ubiquitin protein ligase activity. Gene Ontology annotation, cellular component: cytoplasm; cytosol.